Patiria miniata (bat star) is the source of this 2440-nucleotide messenger RNA. RefSeq names its product 2-hydroxyacylsphingosine 1-beta-galactosyltransferase-like. Bases 135 to 1796 code for a protein of 553 amino acids. Gene Ontology annotation, molecular function: UDP-glycosyltransferase activity. Lineage: Eukaryota; Metazoa; Echinodermata; Asteroidea; Valvatida; Asterinidae. The record is from RefSeq and is a predicted model, not a curated record. The transcript has 6 exons.
GCCUACAAGUGUAAUGAGCCUGCACUUCCUUCGGCUUUCGUCCAGUUGGUGUACGGAUGAGCUGAACCACGCCAAGCUAGCUGCGGACGUUAGGAAUUUAGCUACAAAACGAAUAAUAUCAUCUGCAUGACGCAAUGACGAGUCCCGACAUAAGGAUUCACCAGCUAGUUAUUCUGCUAGUUAUAUUUUUACUCGGUGGACAAUGCGAGUCCACACUGACGGUCCAACAGACGCAACUGAAGCUUCUCUACUACACCGCCUCAGACGGCGGCAGCCAUCACCUGACCAGCACCAAGAUCGCCGCAGCUCUCGUCAGGAACAGACAUGACGUCACCUUCCUCCUUAGCGACAGCUGCACAAAAUGGCGGAACGCCAGCGGGGCUGACAUGUUUAGGUUCGCCGUGCAUCGUUCGCUGUACACGGCGGAGGAGCGAGAACGGAACUUACGAGGAAUGUCUCGACAUGCUCUGCGUGGGGAGCUGAGGGGCGCGGUGAACGCGAUGAAAUUCCUCCUGAGGCUAAGGUACUCCGCGGAAUAUCAGGGUCAUCGCGAGUUGUUCAACUUUCUAUGGAGCGAGUGCGAUAGCCUGCUGGGGGACAACGCGACAAUCCACUCGCUGAGGGAGGAGAGCUUUGACCUGCUGAUCGGGGACGAUUUGUCUGAUUGCCAGCCGCUGCUAGCUGAAAUGUUGGGAAUCAAAUUUGUCCUGGUCAGCGGAACAGGCAUCACCCCUUCCAAGGCAAGCUGGCAUGGCAUUCCAAACCACCCAGCCUACAUUCCCGAGCGCCAGGCCGGUCUAACCGACACGAUGAGCCUGCCACAGCGCAUCCUAAACACCUGUCGCUACGUCGUCAUCGGUCUGGCAAGGCGAGUCGCGCUUUGGCGGUUUGAGGAUCUGCAGAGGAAGUACAACCUGAGCCCGGAGAAGCGGAUGGCGGAGAUGCUGGCCCAGGCUCAGCUCUUGCUGUUCUACGGGGACUUUGGGCUGGAGUUCGCCCGACCCUUGCAGCCCAACACUGUGAUGCUUGCCUCACCCAUGCUGGGUCUUCCCUCCAACGAAAAGAUUUCAGUGGAACAGCACACAUUUCUGGACGACGCCAACGAAGGCGUCGUUCUGUUCACGCUGGGUAGUCACGUGAAGGAGGUGGAAUCUGCGCAGGCUCAGAUGUUCGCCAACGGAUUGGCCAAGCUGAAGCAGCGCGUCAUCUGGCAUUUCCCUGGCAGCGUUACGCAUUUGCAUAUCGGGAACAACACGAAGGUUGUACAAUGGAUGCCACAGCAGGAGAUAAUGGCUCAUAGGAACACCAAGGCGCUGUUGAGCCACGGCGGGCUGAACGGCAUGUAUGAGGCGGCUUGGUACGGCCUCCCCAUGGUCGGUAUACCCCUCUUCGGUGACCACUUCGACAACAUGGAGCAAGCAGUCGCUAAGGGGAUGGCUCUGCAGUUGGACAUAGCCACGUUGACAGAGGACGCCCUCUACGACACGGUCACCCGCGUCAUUGAAGAUCCAAGAUAUCGCGAGAGGGCGCAACACAUCUCACGUCUGCUCCGCGACGAUCCAGUCAUCCCGUCCGAGAAGGCAGCCCACUGGAUCGCCCACGUGGGCAAGUACGGCGGGGAGCACUUGCGCCCUCGUGCGGCCGACCUCAGCUGGAUCCAGUACCAUCUGCUGGACGUGUACGUCUCCCUGGCCGCCAUUUUGUUCGGCGUGCUUGGUGUGUUGCUACUAGGCUGCAAGGGUAUUCUAUGGCUGGCGUGCCACAACCGUAGGCAACAGAAGACAAAAAUUAACUAGAGGAAUUAAUGCAUCUAGAACGAUUCACAGCUACUAAAUUGACGCACAUCGGAAUAGAAUUGUCUUAUAUGGCGAUUGGGAGAUAAUGACAGUUUGUAAUUCUAAUUAAAAUGAAGUACGGAGGAAUUAGCUGUUGUGUGUGGUUUUCGUUUUUGUUAUAUGUUUUGUUUGGCAACGCUGAGUGUUUAAAAAAAACAAAUAUUUAUGAUUCAUGUAAAAAUUAUAGUUAUCAUGAAUCCAACUGUGCAGAUAGUUUUCUUAGUUGUAAUUAAGUUUUUAGAAUGUAUUGAGAAUACUUUAUAUUUAACGAAACUAAAUGAAUCUCCCACAUCUUAACGGUAGAGGUCCGUAAUGGGUAGUCCGCGAGUGGGGUUCACAUCCCUUACCGUAGAAACAAAGUUUCCCUGUCUUUUUUCUUGUUAUAAAAAGUCUUUUUGUGUUCUAACUGCAUGCCUUUUGACUCUUUCCUUUGUGUGUAAAACGCUAUUUAAUAUCAAAUGCUAUAAUAACCAAAGUCUUGUUUGCAUUACUAAAUUGUGAGAAAAAAAAUAAUUGUGAAAUCCUUAAUUGUUUCAAUUUGAAGAAAUCGUGUAUACCUAUAACUAUUAAAAUUGUUUACAUUUACUGUUGGGAAGAAAAUCUGA